Harpegnathos saltator (Jerdon's jumping ant) is the source of this 7252-nucleotide messenger RNA. RefSeq names its product class I SAM-dependent methyltransferase fire dancer (gene fid). Gene Ontology annotation, cellular component: cytoplasm; nucleus. NCBI's taxonomy places the organism in Eukaryota, Metazoa, Arthropoda, Insecta, Hymenoptera, Formicidae. The record is from RefSeq and is a predicted model, not a curated record. The transcript is spliced from 7 exons. Gene Ontology annotation, molecular function: tRNA (5-carboxymethyluridine(34)-5-O)-methyltransferase activity; tRNA binding; S-adenosylmethionine-dependent methyltransferase activity. Gene Ontology annotation, biological process: tRNA methylation; tRNA wobble uridine modification. Bases 1220 to 5566 code for a protein of 1448 amino acids.
GCCUCGCCCCGCUGCGCCUCGCCUCGCCUCGCCUCGCCUCGCCUCGCGCGUGCUCCUUUCAACCCCGGCGGAGUCGCAGCCAUUGUUGGAGGGUCGGUCGGCUCGAUUCCUUCGGAACGCACGUCCAUUGCGCGCGUAACACACCCUUUCGUCGCGGGGAUACCGAGCGAAGAGGAACGCGAGCGAAGGGGAGAGGAAGAAAGAGGUGCAAGAAGACGCGCGCGCGCGCGCGCGCGCACGCGAGAGAGGAUCGGCAACGCGAGGCGAUGUGAAAGGAAGAAACCCUCCUCUCCUCGUCGGCGCGAUGAAACACCAGCAUCCGCGUGACGCUGAUUCCGCGCGACCGCCGACAACAGCAGCAGCAACAGCAGAAGCACUACCCAACGUUGUCGUCGUCGUCGUCGUCGCCAUCGCCGUCGUCGUCGCCGCCGCCGCCGUCGCCGUCGUCGCCGCGGCCGUCGCCGUCGUCGCUACCACCGUCGCCGCUUCCGCGUUGCUGCAGAUUCUCGCCGAUACAGCGUGUCUCAACGCGAGCAUGAAGAUUCCGCCUCUCUCAUGACCCAGCUCUAUCUGCACACCAGGAAGAAGUCACGGAAUCUCUGCACGCUCUGGGCGAUCAUGACGUUCAUUCGCACGGAGGACACCGGCGAGUUCUUGCGAUGGUGCCGGGCUUACACGGUGCCUCGUUUGCGGUACCGCGAUCGCGUGAACAUGGAGAACGCGGAGAAGCUGCGGGCCGACAAGCUGAUACUCAGGCUGCUGCAGGAGAUAUUCUACUGCGGCUGCUUGCCGCCCUGCGAGAUCGGCCUGUGAGCGGACGCACCGCGCGGCAACCGUGAUCGCGAGCGUAGGACACGUGGAAGUUCUUGACGUCGCUCGGGAGUCCUGCUGCUGACGCAACAGGCCACCGCAGUCUGGAGAGACGAACGAAAUAAAUCAAUAAGUCGUGUCACUCGUUGACGUCUCGCGGUGUUCGCCAGGAACGGUGGUGACGGUGGGAUACACGCGUACCUGUCUCUGUAAUCCCCGAAACUCCUCCACUAGGUCUUCCGCACUGUGUCGGAUCGUUCGAGACCCUGAAACUUGCCGAACGAUCUCGCGAUUCGGCGAGCGACGCUUCCGUCGAUCUUUGCGACUUACGGAGACGAAACGCAUUUUCUUGGCAUUGCAGCAUCGUGGGCGCACAUGUGGACGAGGGUAGAUUACCUUAGCGAGAGGGAUGUCUGAGAGCGACGGAGAGCAUGCAGCUCGCUCGGUGGCCUUAGAGCAAGCCUACGUUCACGAAGUAUACGAGCAAUGUGCCGAGAAGACCACGCAGAGUAAACACUGGCCACGAGUAUAUCAGUUUCUCCAAGAGCUCGAGCCGGGUGCCCUCGUCUGUGACAUCGGUUGCGGCAACGGGAAGUAUCUCAGCGUAAAUCACAGCAUCUUCAAAAUAGGGGUGGACCGAUGCAAGCGUUUCACGGAUAUCGCGCGCGAGAAGGAAAACGAGGUCCUGAUAUGCGAUAACUUGGCACUACCGUUCCGGGAAGAGAGCUUCGAUGCGGUGCUGUCGAUCGCCGUGGUGCACCACUUCGCCACGACGGAAAGGAGGGUACACGCAUUGAAAGAGCUGGCGCGGGUCCUCAGAAUCGGAGGUCGACUCGUUAUAUCGGUCUGGGCUAUGGAACAAAAGCAUAGAAAGUUCGAAUCGCAGGAUGUCUUAGUGCCAUGGCCCAAGUCGUAUUGCAUGAGCGCAGCUUCGGACGGAACGAGGCACUCGAGUGUAUCGAACAGUAACGAGAAACGAGAUGACGACGCCGCUCAGAAGUAUACAUCAUCCUCGAAAAGAAAUAGCCAACGAAAAUGUAAGAGCAAGAGUUAUUGGAUCGAUCCGAUAUUCAGCCUGUCACCAUCCACCAGCAGCCUCUCCAGCCCGAACGAGACCUGUUAUAGCUGUUUCCGGCGAGCGUUACAGAAAUUGGCGAGAAGCAGACGCGGAGGCGGCGGUCGCGCAUGGUUCCCUGGAAGCUGGCAGAGCGGCACCAAGAGUCGACGGCACUACGAUCCCGAGGACGUGACCGACGUGGACGAGCUACCGAUCGAACUGCGUCGCGUGGAGACUACCCACACACUGAUGACCAAUAAGCACACGGACACCUUGAGCAUCAAGUCCAAGAGUCUGGGCGACAUCCUGGAGAUCGAACGGCUGGACCUUAUACGUUCCCGAUCGAGCAUACCGGGCUUCUGCUCCACCUCCGAGCUGAUCCUGGACGAACGGUCCGUCUCCUCGUCCUCGAGCGGCUCGAAGCCGCGGCUGGUGAAGCAGAAGUCGUGCGUGGAGGAAACCGGUUUGGAAAAUCCUGAAGACACUGCCAUUGAAAACCUGAUCAAAGACCUUCCAGACUUUCCUUGCCAGCAGAUGCGUACUUGCAAGCGCAACGUGCUGAAACAGAGCUCGAUGAACGAGGAGCUGAUGUCGGCGGAACGGCUGGAAGAGAAGGAGCGGGUGCGCCGAAAUAUCAUGAAACAGGCGUCCCUGAACGAGGAGCUCAUCUGCAAGUGGCGCACGUUCGAAGCGUUCAAGGAGACUAUCAGUCCGGUCAACGCCAGCCGGCGCUUCCAGCUGCUGAAGAACGGACUUACCAGCAAGAUCAAGCGCUCCACCACGAACAUCGAGAAGGUAUCCAGCAUGUCCAUUAAGAACGGCUUCGUGCGGAUGCUGCAAGGCUGGAAGUCCGGCGAAAACGAGACGACGGAAGCGGCGGCGGCGAAGCCGAAGCCGGCACCGGACAAGGCGCAAGCACCUACCGUGACUGUGGUGAAACGCAGCAUCGAGGGUGUCGAGCGCCGUCUCUCGCGAGAGGACGGCUCGGAUUCUUCCAAGGACAGUAGUCUGCAGAGCGACACCAGCGUGGACUCGGAAGAUAGCUUUGCGUCGGUGAUCUUCGUGCCGAAGCAGGACGUCCCGGUGGCCACGUCGUCGGUCAGCGAGGUGCCGCUUUCACCGCGACCGGCAGCAUUGCAGCUCGGUACAAUGUCAGCACCGCCGUCGCCGCGCGUCAAACAACCUCCGGAUAGUCAGUCCUCCAGGUUUAAGCUGAUCGGUGUGUCGCCGUUGUUGAAGCAACAACAGCAGCAGCCACAACAGCAACAGCAGCAGCAGCAACAGCAACAACAGCAGCAGCAGCAACCUGUCUCGAGUGCAAGUCGCCUCAGCGACGCGAUCAAGCACGUCGCAUCGACCGUUACCUGCAACGACAAAGUACCCGUUGGCAAUUCGCAGACGUCGACGGGGUCUCGCGGACUCCAUCUGAUAGCGGAGCCGGCGGGAGCGGAGGAAUCGGACACCGUGCCGUUGAUACGUGUCUUCAACGAUGUCACCAAGGCAAUAGGACGCGAGCCGAUCAACGAGGACGAGAACCGGAAAGCCCGAUUAAACCAGAUCAAGGAGUUGCUGAUACAGAAACCGGGUUUCGCGACGCGUGUCAGGCCCUCCUUCCCGCUCGUCAGACGCGCCUCUACGGCAGCCUCCGGCCGCUUGGAGACCGUUACGAGGAUCCUGCCGAGGUUGUUGUCGCUGGAGCUCUUCAAUCCGGAGACCGACGACCUGGACAGCGAUUCCAGCGGCGUCUCGUCGCCCGAGUCCGUCGGCUCGGUGAUCAGCGUCACGUCGGACGAGAGGUACAUCGCGAGGAAGGAGGCCGAGGAGAAGAAGAACGCGCAGACGGGCUCGGAAGAGGCCUCCAAGUCGAACGAGAAUUCGGACGCGCUCGUGUCGGAGAAGAAGGACAAAGAAGCAACCGGAAGUACACGCGACGACGAAUCGUCGAGCCUAGGAACAGCGACGACGCUCACCGACUCGAUGACUCCUCCGAAUCCCUCGUACGAGUGCUCGUCAGCGAUCCUGGAGGACGAGGCGACGUGCGACACCUCGUCGGUAGCUUCGCGGUUCAGUGGGAGCACAGAGGAGGACGUCGCGUCGUCGGUCGCGGAGGUGGAAGUGAUGCGCGACUCUCCCCGAGAUAUUCUGAAAACCGACGCGAUCUGUCCGGCGUCGCCAGUUCUUCCGGAGGCCGGCAGGACCAUCUCUUCGCAAUCCAUGAGGCUCUUGGAAGCCGCCGCCAACGUGGCGAGCUCGUUGGAGGACGCCGUAGGGACGGCGAUGCAGCACAACACGCAGAUCGAGUCGCAGUUGCUGCAGGUCGCGCAACGGCGCGACAACGACGGCGAGUUCUGGUCGAGGUCGAGCGUGCGGACGCGAGCAUACCUGAAGCAAGAUCGCAAGGCGGCCUCGGUGGACCUGGCCGGCUACACUGACGAGUCGAGCAGCGAGCUUAUGCGAGACAUCAGUCGGUACUGCCAAAACUCGUCGUUCGACUUCCUCAACGUCUGUCAGGCCUCGAGGACGACCACGUCGUCGGCGCUCGGCGUCACGGACAAUAAUCCUACGUGCUGGGAGGAGUGCAACGGCUUGCCCAAGGAGACCACCACGUGGAUCGUCAACGAGGCGUACGACAAGAGUGGCCACGACAAGUUCGCCAACGCGGUCCAACAGCCCGAACUGAAGUCGUCGAAACCUGAAAGCGGAGUCGAGGAUUGUCCUCAAUUCAAGUCCAAUUCUCACUGCGACCAACAGCUGGCAUUCGAGUCCGAGCUCGAUCGUAAAUUCAAACACGACUUCGACACCGAGUCCAAGUACGGAGUCAAGCUCGACGCUGACCUCGAGACCGGCUUCAGCUCCAAGUACGACGAGAUAUUCAGACUGAACUUCGAGUCCGAGGCCAAAUCGAAAGCCAAAUCCGACCUCGUGUCCAGCCUGAAUCCCGAAUUCAGCGGCUUCGCGGCCGACGUGGAGAAGUCGGCCGUCGACGCCGUGAACGGGCGCAAGCUCAACCCUGGGAAUCCCGUGGGAUCCAACUUCCGAGCCGGAUCAGAAGCUAAAACCAGCCAACGGCACGAGGAUCGAGGUCACGGCGGCAGCGUCUCGCCGCUGUUGCGCAGCAACUCGGACGACGUGCUGGACUUUGUGAUGGUGUCGAAGACGGGCGAGUUCCACUACGAGGACGCGGCGGAGAACGAGAACUCGGUCGCGGGCAAGUGGCGUUCCCAGGGCGGGCUGUCGAUGGACUCGAGCGAGGUGGGCGACUCGAUGGACAACACGACGACGAGCCUGAGCGACGGCAGUCAGGCGGAGUCGACGGCGAGAUUGUUCACCGGCAGCACGGUGUCAUUGGUAUCGAACGUGGAGAACACGUCGCGCUGCGCGACUGAGGCGCGACGGAGGCUGCAGGAGCGCGGCCGCUCGUUGGACGAGAUCUCGAGCGAGGCGAAGAGAAACUCCGCCGCGGCGGAUUGUCUAGUCACGACAACCGACACCCUGAGCAACGCCUCGUCCCAGGAGUCGUUGCCGUCCGACCGCGGUGGCGGCGCCAUCACCUACCACCAAUAUUACCACGUCUUUCGGGAGGGCGAGCUCGACCAGCUGAUCAACAAGUACGUCGAGAACCUGCAUAUCAUCUCGUCGUACUACGACCACGCCAGCUGGUGCGUCGUCGCGGAGAAAGUGCAGGUUUGGACUAUAUGACUUCGGAUAUGCGGAUCGAGUAGAGGACGAGCCGUCGCGCGCAAUCAGGCGACUCAGUUCGCCGUCUUCGCGGUUGUACCGGGUGUCUCGACAGGAGAUGUCGGCGAAGGGAUCAAUUAGGUUCAACUUUGUUGAAGUGAGAAAAAAAAAAGAAAACAAAUUUGCAUUUGCUUAUUGUUACUUUCGAGCCGGGAAACGGAGGCCCGAUCUGCCGGGAGGAGGUCGGAGGUAGCCGAGGACGGGUGGUGUAUGGAUCUAAGCAACUCUAAACUAUACACUAUGUAUAAUUGCAGGAUUUUGAACUUUCAUAGAUCACCAUUUAGGUUUGGAAUUGCGGAGAGGCGUUUGGAGGACACUUACUUUCAUGAUAAAAGUUUCUGAUCCCUCUUUUUGGGACACACCGUAUAUACUGGUAGAUGAGCCAAGUGCGCGAAAAGUGGGUCGCUUCGAGAGGGUACGAAGUUUACGGCUCUCACAAGUCCGCCUGAAUAUGAGAAAUCCAGGGAUCUCAGAAAUCAGAGGUCCAAGAAUCCAAGGAUCGAAAGGCUCAAGGAUCUAAAGUAUAAUCCGAGUACGCAGGAUCUAAAGUAACUCAUGGAAGUCGACUCUUCCUCGACGGUCCGUUCUCGAACUCUGCGACGAUCUAUAAUCGUUAUUGAAAUAUCGCUUUGCGCUCGUUAUACGAAGACAUUCUCCUUCCUUGCGUUCGUCUCAUCGUAAGAAGAGACUUCUUCGCCCAUGACGCCACUGAAGUGAUGAUCCAGAGGUACGACUCGAUUUCCGGCACGAAACGAAAGACGAAUCGUGCGAACGCGAGCGACGAUUUGAACUUAAUAUAUAUAUAUAUAUAUAUAUAUAUAUAUCGUGACAUAUCCAACAAUAAAUUAGGGAACAGUUUAGUAGAGUAAAUUGCUAUUGAUAAACCUUUUUCAUUCAUUCUUAUUAAUCACGGCAAACAAUCCUUGAUUUUGCGCGAGCUCGUCCCUUCUACAGCUCUAUCUUCACUUCAGUGAUACUUAGGGCUGUCCAUCUCGCUUAAUCGGACUCGCACAUCUCUCGGAACAACGAUUGCGGGAAGCACGGCCCUUCGAGAGCACGGCGCGCCAAGACGAGAAAACGACGCGGCAGACGGCAAACGGAAUACAAAGUUGUUGAGAAUGCGCACGUCUGCGCCUCUCUCGACGGGCGAUGCGAUCCGGGCGUAUGUACGUACGUUAAGGACGUAAAACUUCAGAGACAGCAACUGGCUCCAGCUAUGGGGCGUGUUUUCUAGCUUCUCGAGGAACCGACAAUAUCCGAACGCUUGAACGUAGAUAUACCUCGAUAAUGCGAACAUUCCACUUCCAGAGUGUAUACAUACACACACACACACACACACACACACACACACACACACACACACACACACACACACGUACGUGUAUACCAGACAUAUUAGGAUGUCCCUUAUCUGUAACAAUCCCUCGUGCGAUAAUAUUCGGACGUCGAUGCCUGAAUCGCCACAUCGAUGUUAUAUUUAAUCGGACGCUCUUGCGUCUUCAGAGAAAUAUCGGCGGUAUAAAAUUACGACGACAAACGUAGGUAGACAAGCGACGCGAGAAAAAAAGAUGCGGAAGAAAUAUUUUAUAUUCCUGGAACACUAAUAUUAAUAAUACACAGGCGAGUCAUGUUGAAUCGGCUAUGUAG